AUGAUCGGUGAUAUUGAUAUAGACGAAGCAGAUGUUAUUGUACUCUCGAGAGAUCUUGAAAAGAUUAACAAGCUAUCUCUUCAGAUUAAUAAAUCUCUCGUACAAAUUGCGGAUACAACUGGCCAGUCUGGAGAACUUUUUACCCCUAUUUUAUCAAGAAAUAACAUGCUAGCUACACUUCAAAGAAAUAUCGAAAGUGCCUUAAAUUCAGUUGCUUCAGUGAAAGAUUUAGCUAAUGAAGCUUCCAAGCAUGAAAUUAUUUUGAGUAAAGGGAUUGGUAAAGUUGGCUUAAAAGCUUAUAUACAAGCCAUUCAUAAACUCGAUGAUAUGCUGGAAGAUAUCAAAACAAGUUCCAAAAUGGACCAAAAAAAUUCCGAAUUUAGUGGUAUACUUACUCAUUUGAGUAGUUUAAUCAAAUCUAGUGAAAAUAAAUUAAAAUCUUAUUUUUUAGCAAUCCUUUCAUUGAUUAAACCUUUCGAUCCUCAAAUAUAUAUGGACAAGAAAGUUCCUUUCCCAUAUUUUGAAGAUGAACACUUACUUGAAUUAACUAUUAUUUUAGAUUACUUUUUCAGUUCUCCAGAAUAUCCAACAAUUGAAAGAAUAUUAGUACAGGAAAGAAGUGAAAUGAUAAUGAAAUCCCUCUCUUCACUCGAAAAUUUUGCCAAACAAAUUCCAGCUUCGAAAGGUAUAAAAUUUGCUAAAGGUAGUAGUGGUAUGAUGAAUUAUUCCCAAGCCUUAUUAGGCUUUGUAGCGAUUGAAAGUACUUUAGUAGAUGAUUUAUUUUCUCAACAGGCUGAUUUUAGACCUCUUGUAUUUAAAAGUAUCAUACAGCCGGUUCUGGACGGUUAUAGUAAUUUAUUUGAUUCAAAUGUAACAUAUGUCAAAAAUAAUUUACAAGAUGCAGACGUCUUUAGUUUUGAAUUAAUUGAUUGUGUAAAUAAUGUAAUAAGACAAUUGAGAGGUACCCCAUUACAAGAUUAUACUCGAUUAAUAAUGAGUGCACAAAAUAUUCAAAAUGUUACCCAAUCUAUAUUCAAGGAUGUUAUUGAACAUAUUAUCAUUACUGUUAAUAAUAUGACUACAGUACCUGCUGAUAACGGCGUUGCUGAAGGAACUGUAGACACAAUGACUCGUUUAAGAAAAUUAAGUGAAUAUCAAACAGGUGUUCUAGGCGCUAUUCAAAAUAUGUCUAGACAGGAUUGGCUACCAUCAUCAUAUAAGGAAAAGGAAUAUACUUCUCAAAAUAUCAACAUCAAUCCUAAAGAUACGAGGUCUUUACUAUCAUGCUUUUUAGGUGAUUGUAUCGAUACUUUAAUCAUUAGUUUAGAGAGAAGAGCCCAAAAAAUAUUAUUACCUAAUCAGGAACCUGACAUUGCUAAUCCAAAUAGUAAAAGAAAUACGUUGAAACCAAAAAUUGGUAAUUUCUUAAUUUCUAAUUUAGCCAUGGUAGGACAAAUUGUGGAAAAGUCAGAUUUAAAUUCUUUACUAGGAAUGACUGGACAUUCUAGGUUGGAUAAAUUACAGAAAAGGUAUAUUAAUUAUAUUGUUUCGGAUUGGAGGGAUUUGACUGCCAAUUUAAUGGAUUCUGUCUUCGUUGAUAAUUCAGGAAAAAUUUCUCAAUCUAAGGAUAAAGAACAAAUUAAAGAAAAAUUCAGAAAGUUUAAUGAUGGUUUCGAAGCUCUUGUAUCUAAUUUUAAACAUUAUAAAAUCACAAAUGAAGAAUUAAAGAAAGUUAUGAGGUCUGAAAUUAUUUCUUUAGUAUUGCCUAUGUAUGAAAGAUUUUACAGCAGAUAUAAGAAUUCAUUUACACAUCCCAGAAAACAUAUUAGAUACACUCCGACUGAAUUAACAACUAUUUUGAAUCAAUUGGGGAGGUAA
Molecule: messenger RNA, 1878 nt
Organism: Henningerozyma blattae CBS 6284
Lineage: Eukaryota; Fungi; Ascomycota; Saccharomycetes; Saccharomycetales; Saccharomycetaceae
Gene: EXO70
Product: GTP-Rho binding exocyst subunit EXO70
Exons: 1
Coding region: 1-1878 (625 amino acids)
Biological process (GO): exocytosis
Cellular component (GO): exocyst
Molecular function (GO): phosphatidylinositol-4,5-bisphosphate binding
Source: RefSeq, a predicted model, not a curated record